AUGUUCAAGCUUCCACAACUAUCAAAAGUGAAACAAGCCAAGAAGUCAACAUCAAUUUUGAAUGGUUUACCAACUUUUGAUGUGGGGGAACUCAAUAUCCAUGAUGAAAUUGGCAGGGGUAGUUUCUCAACAGUAUCAGUAGCUAGCAACAAAACUAACAGCAAGUGUUCUGUUGUGAAACUAUUGCAUAAUAUGGAAGAUGAAGAAAAAGAUUUUUUUUUCAAAGAAGCUAGACUUCUGAAUGCCUGCAAACAUGAGAAUGUUGUAAACGUUCAUGGUAUUUGUAUGUCUCCUGCAGUUUUGCUCUUUGAUUAUGUGUAUUUUGAUUUUAAACCAUUUGAGAUGGAUAAAAAAGUAAGCACUCUCAAGGCAUUUUUGAAAGAAGUGGAUGAAAAUAUUUGGUUAGAGGCAUUUGCACGUAUUGUGCCAGUGGUUGCAAUUGAGGUGGCAAAAGGCCUUAGCUACCUCCAUGAAAAUGGGAUUGUCCAUAGAGACAUUAAACCUGAUAACAUUCUUGUUUCCAACCAGCACUACAACGAGAUUAAAGAUGAAGCAAUGUUGAGAAAUGUUGGAAGAACUCUCCAGUAA
This is a messenger RNA of Dendronephthya gigantea, 588 nucleotides long. Its product is annotated as cyclin-dependent kinase 14-like. The record is from RefSeq and is a predicted model, not a curated record. Gene Ontology annotation, molecular function: protein serine/threonine kinase activity; ATP binding. The transcript has a single exon. Gene Ontology annotation, cellular component: cytoplasm. Bases 1 to 588 code for a protein of 195 amino acids. Lineage: Eukaryota; Metazoa; Cnidaria; Anthozoa; Malacalcyonacea; Nephtheidae. Gene Ontology annotation, biological process: protein phosphorylation.